Molecule: messenger RNA, 1262 nt
Organism: Balaenoptera acutorostrata (minke whale)
Lineage: Eukaryota; Metazoa; Chordata; Mammalia; Artiodactyla; Balaenopteridae
Gene: MGARP
Product: mitochondria localized glutamic acid rich protein
Exons: 4
Coding region: 192-869 (225 amino acids)
Biological process (GO): anterograde axonal transport
Cellular component (GO): mitochondrion; mitochondrial outer membrane
Source: RefSeq, a predicted model, not a curated record
CGCAUCUUCCUUCUCUUUUCCGUCCCUGACUGGGGCGCCGGCUCUUAGACAACCUCGUGGAAAGUUCUUAGUUCUCCCUUCACUUUGCCCCACUUGCUAAGGCUUGCAUUGGAGUCGGGGAGAAAGAGAACGACUCCUGCGGAAAAUUCCAUGGCCAAUUUGUUUCCGCUUUGAUUAGGCCUGCGGUGGUGAUGGUGAUGGAGGGAGGGAAGGAAGCAUCUCUUCGCUGGAUGUCAUCCAACAAAUUCCCCGGAUCAUCUGGAUCAAAUAUGAUCUAUUAUCUGGUUGUAGGUGUCACAGUCAGUGCUGGUGGAUAUUAUACUUACAAGAGAAUCACAUCAGAGAAAGCCAAACACAGCAAUCAUGUAACGAAUUUGAAAGAAAAAACCAAAGCAGAGUUACAUCCACUUCCAGGUGAAAAAGAGAACCUUGUGGGUGCCGAGGAAGCCGGUUCGGAAGCCGGUUCAGAAGCCCCCGAAGUACCUUUAGUGGAAGCUCCGGUGGCGGAUGCCGCAGAGCUUCCCAGUGCUACAGUUGCCGUCAUAAAAGAGGCUUCCCCGUGUCCAGACAAUGUGGAGGCUGCUGCCGAGGAGACCACUGCCGCUGGUGCUGAAACUGGGUCAGAGGUGACAGAUGCGGGGACGGGAGAAACCGCAGAGGUCAGCACUGAAUCCACGUCAGAGGUUACCAGCGCAGCUCGGGAUGAAGCUGUUGCCGUCGAUAGUGAUAAAGGUACAACCGAGAACGAAAGCUGUGGUGAAUAUGCUGAACUAGAAGAAAGUUCUCCAGUUGAGUCAGAAUCCUCUGCUGGGGCUGAUUUACAGGAAGAAGCCAGUGUUUGUUCUGAGGCCGCCUCAGCCCAAGGCUAAUCUCAUGUUGAUUGACACUUGGGCAAAAAAUGCCACAGAGGGUCUCAUAGGUGUUUUUGUAGUUUCAGUAACCUUAGAUUUUAAAAAGGCUUCUUUUCUAGAAAAUGUUAAUGUGCCUUGAGGAUUUUGGGUAUCUACUGGUAGAUUUCAGGAUCGAGAGAUUUGAGAUUUUGCAUGCUGAAUAGUUUUCUACUCUCUGGGAUCAGAAUAUGACAUAUAAAGAGCUUAAAGAGUUUCACCUGUGGAUUUAAAUUUUAUAUCAUAGGAAUUGAGCUAUCUAUACAACCUGCAUUCACUUUAAUUUUGCUAUAAUUUUACCUUUCUUUAAUGUAUGUAAAUCUAGAUUCUUGAGUUUUGAUUUGAACUCAUUUAAAUAAAUUUGGAAAAUCUUUA